AUGGCAACUAUCUUUGAUCUUCCAAACGAGCUCAUGGAUGAAGUUGGUAUCGAUUUAGAUGAGGAUGAUUGGUUGGCUUUACGCAUGACUUGUCAGGGGCUCAAUGAAAAGUGUAAAGAAUACCAUCUGAAUUCAAAGUACUCACGUCGAAGAGUCCUUCUGGUUCAAGAAAGUAUGGAAAACUUGGCCAAGAUUUCCCAACACCCAUCCGGGGUGAACUUGAGGGUUCGGUAUCUCGAUAUUUCAUGCCUAUCUCCGUACUCUUUAGAGCGUAUCUUCUACCACUACCUACUUUGGGAAGAGCACUGUACUUCCCUGGCCGAUGAAGAGCUAAAAAUGACAGCGGCUAUUCGAAAAUUCGACCGAGUAGACGACGAACAAAUCGAGGGCCUGUCUCCUGAUUCAAAUAUCAUGAUCGCGCCUCUUAUACGGGCUCUUCCAAAUCUACCCAACUUACAAAGCAUCUGUUUUAAUCCCGCGGGUCAGCGGGCAGAGUUAACCAGGCCGGAAUGGAAUUUAUUCCAUCCAUCGUUAGGGUAUAGACCCGGUACCCGUAUUAAUAGCAGACUGUGCAGGACCGUCAACAUGAGAACUUUACCGCGACUGUUUUAUAAGGGUUGGGAUAAAAUACUCCCUGCGAUUUGCUCUAUACCAACAUCUAGUUUACGACAUCUCACUUGGAAUCAUAGACACGGCUACUUCAUUGCCGAAGACCGACCAGGCUUUUUCGCAUGUGAAAUCGGGCCAGUAUUUCCGAAUCUAAAAGUUCUCAGAGUGAUCUUUCGCUUUCUCGACUCAGGAUUAAUAGAAGUUUGGAUGCCAAAAAUUUCCCAAUGGCUCAGCUCCAUUGGAUGCAAUUUAGAAGAACUGGAGCUCGAUCUCAAAUACAUUACCCGCAUUGACGACGAGAUCAAAGAGGUAGUUCUAACAUUACCAGAGUCUCGUAUGUUCUCUUCCCUGAGAAAACUCGGGCUAGCCGGUUUCAAAAUCGAUUUGGAAAACCUGAAAAUAUUCCUCACCCAUUGCAAACAGAGCCUAAAAGAGUUUACUCUUUCCCGGUUGGCGAUGCAAGAUCCUAAGGAAGAUUGCUUCGAGAUUUUGAAAUUCUUGAGCGAUGACUUCAAAUUGAAGCUGUUCAGGCUGGCACUUCAAGGCCACGGUAGAGACUUUAUCACGAAAAGAAAAGCCGAGUAUGCACUCCCGGACUUAGAGGCUAUUGGAGAUUGGUCAUCAAAAUCGAUGAUUUGCACCGUUCGAGGUCUGGGUGUAGAAAAACCUUAUGAUUUUUCAAAGCAUCUUGGGAGAGAACUUUGGACGCACGAUUCCUCGGAUACAUUCUGGAACUCGAUUACAGAGGGAAUUUGGGUCGAUAGGGAAGCGUUAAGAUUUUAUGAUGAUUCGGCAUCUUCAGAUUCUGGUUAUUCGUAA
Orbilia oligospora ATCC 24927 is the source of this 1428-nucleotide messenger RNA. RefSeq lists its product as uncharacterized. The record is from RefSeq and is a predicted model, not a curated record. NCBI's taxonomy places the organism in Eukaryota, Fungi, Ascomycota, Orbiliomycetes, Orbiliales, Orbiliaceae. The transcript has a single exon. Bases 1 to 1428 code for a protein of 475 amino acids.